Molecule: messenger RNA, 1505 nt
Organism: Hermetia illucens (black soldier fly)
Lineage: Eukaryota; Metazoa; Arthropoda; Insecta; Diptera; Stratiomyidae
Exons: 2
Coding region: 365-1384 (339 amino acids)
Biological process (GO): regulation of transcription by RNA polymerase II
Cellular component (GO): nucleus; transcription regulator complex
Molecular function (GO): DNA binding
Source: RefSeq, a predicted model, not a curated record
GAGAGGAGCACCAACUGGGAGCGUGUCGCCGUUGUGUACGCAAAACGGAACGAAAUUGUUUUUUUUGUGCACCAAAAGACGGCGAUCGUGCAAAAUUCGAUCUACGCUUUUUCAUACAAGUAUAGGGGAAUGUUGAUGGAAACUACGGUCGUCUGAAUACUGUGGGUACCCGGGGGGACGAAAAGUUCGUCUCCAUCGAUACUCUGCGCUCUGGCGCUUGGGGCUCGACUUAGAAUCGUGAGCGAGGUGGGCAAUGCAUUUGCGUAGCGUCCGCUUUUGCGGUUCGACGAAAGUGAAAAUUGUACUGCACAAUUACUUUGUUUUGUAAAUACGGAUUAAGUGUGUUUAUUGCGGGCUCAAUUCAAUGGCUAAGAAGUCGAUGAACGAUGACAAACUGAUUAGCUUGGUGCAGGCUCGGAACGUGAUCUACGACAAAACGGAUCGAUUUUACACGAGCAAGACACAUGUCCGGAAUGCGUGGAAGGAAAUUGCCGUCGAGAUGAAUACAACAGCUAUGGCCUGCCAAAAACGAUGGCGGUACUUACGCGACUACUUCGUUCGUCAACUGCAUACGCUUCCUGAAUCCAAACUGGCUGACAUUAACUCAUCAACUAAUAAUGGUAAAAAGAAGACUCUUUGGUUCCUAUACGAUCGCCUGAAAUUUCUCGCCCCUUUCUCAUCCACACGUCGAGGACGGUCCAAACUUGAAAACCAAGAUCCUAGCCAAGAAUUUCAAGCACCACAAUCAGUAGCACUGUUGAGCAACAGUGCCAAUUCACUCUCCAGCAAUAACUCCGGGCAAAACUCCUAUGAACUAAACUACCUCCAGUUGUUGCAAUAUCAGCAGCAGCUUGGUGACUACCUGCGAUCAUCCGAUGCUGACGCCGAUAAUGCACUUUCAGAUAGAAGUAUUCAGGAAAUGAUCGUAGAUGUGGACCAGUAUGACGACGAAGAUGAGCAGGAAGAACAGGUGGAGGGCGAAGAGGAUGAGGAAGCGGUUGCUGGAAUUCAACAAACAGCAAGGUCAGUCGCAAAUUCACUAGAAGACAGCACAACUCCUUCUCUAUCUACAUCGAAUCAUAUACAUAAGCACUGUCGAUCAGAUGGAUACAAUGAGUUGUUGGAUCUCUUAAGGACGCAACGGCAUGAAAUGGAACUAGACGAACACGAGCAUUUUUUCAAAAGUCUUCUAGCAAGCGUACGGAAAAUCGACGAGGAUCACAUCAUGUCGUUCCGGACCGAAGUAAUGCAGAUCGUGACGAAAUAUUUGUAUAUGAAUAGCAGCGGUAAUGCCGUGAGAGCGAGGGAGGAACCAUCGCAGAUUGUAGUGAUUGAGACUGACCAAUUGCAUUGGAGAAAGAAUUUAAGGAAAUAUAAGGUUUGAAAGAUGCCUCAAGUCCAAAUUUUGGUGAUUUACUUAAGCAUAAGAUAUUAGGAUGAUCUCUCUUGAAAUACGUAUUGGUUUAUACAUUCCUACGUUGUUGUGAAGAAAAAACAGAAUAAAA